AUGGCCAACGAGUACUUUGCUAUAAUAUUGGAAGUGUCUCCUAGAGUACUCAAUGUAGGCUUUGCAGGAGAAAGCAGCCCCCAAGUGUCUCUUCACCCUGAUCUGACUCUUUGCAAGAGGUACCUUACAAAACAGAGAGGUUGCAUCUACCCCAGGUACUUGGACCUCCAUUCCCAUUGUUUGACUCCAGAACAAAAGCUCAACUUGGAAGACGCAUUACGUAAUGAUAGCAGGAAGCUGAACUUGCUUGAGAAGUACAACCAGGACUAUGGCCUCAGGUUCGUGAACUGGAGCCAGGACGACUAUAGGACGUUAGCGAGGCUCAUAAAGUACAUUGUCACGCGAAUAUUGCUUGUUUCACCUGCUAAAGCCAAAAUAUUCGUUUUAGAUCAAGGCCUUCCAGGCAUGGAGAAGUUCCACCUCACCAAAGCUCUUGUUGAAGCUACAAGCUGUGCACGGUCAGUAUACUUCAUUCCCAGAAUCCCAUGUGUUUCCAUGGCUGCUAACGUUGAAGAUUCAUUGGUGAUCGACUUUCAAUGGCAGGAGUGUCGUGUGAUUGCGCUACAGGAGUUGAGAAUCGUGAAGGAGGUUGCGGUAGUUGAGUAUUCUGAGGAGACUGUGUGCUACAGGUUGAUCGAGGAGGGCGUAGUAGACGAUGCUGAUGAAGCCUUGAGAAUUUUGGAUGAAAAGUCAAGCAAGAUCUUUGAGGGGUUUUCUGCUUGGAUUGCUCGGUUUGUUCAGUUUUUAGCAGUGGACGUGAGGCCCAAAGUAGUGCAGAACGUGACAUCCAGAACGCUUUACCAAAUUUACGAGUUUCAGGCAAGCACUGCCUUGGGGCUUGGACAGGAGCCUCCAUCUACUGCUCAACGACGCUCUUGCGACAUGACAUGA
Candidozyma auris is the source of this 891-nucleotide messenger RNA. RefSeq lists its product as uncharacterized. The coding region runs from base 1 to 891 and encodes 296 amino acids. NCBI's taxonomy places the organism in Eukaryota, Fungi, Ascomycota, Pichiomycetes, Serinales, Metschnikowiaceae. The transcript is spliced from 2 exons. The record is from RefSeq and is a predicted model, not a curated record.